Messenger RNA from Centropristis striata (black sea bass), 8290 nucleotides. RefSeq names its product solute carrier family 27 member 4 (gene slc27a4). Gene Ontology annotation, cellular component: microvillus; endoplasmic reticulum membrane; plasma membrane. NCBI's taxonomy places the organism in Eukaryota, Metazoa, Chordata, Actinopteri, Perciformes, Serranidae. Gene Ontology annotation, molecular function: long-chain fatty acid transmembrane transporter activity; long-chain fatty acid-CoA ligase activity. The record is from RefSeq and is a predicted model, not a curated record. Gene Ontology annotation, biological process: response to nutrient; very long-chain fatty acid catabolic process; long-chain fatty acid import into cell. The transcript is spliced from 14 exons. The coding region runs from base 362 to 2293 and encodes 643 amino acids.
AUUUGAAUUACGCUUGCUAGCGAGCUUAUCGGCUACAAUGAACCCAGAAAUGAUAUCAAUGAUUGUGACAAUGAACGGAUGAUGAACGCGGGGCCAAAGUCGACGCGCACAGCCAGGCCAAUUUGACUCCCGACGCACCGGAGGAGAGGAGCAGUACUAGCCGCAGCUCGUUGUGGUAUUACAACAGGAGGGGAUCCCGGUGCGUGUCUGUCCCUGCGUGCGUUUCUGUGAGCCUCUGUCAAGCCAGGCGAGCGGCAGUGAGGAGUGGAGAGGGCGACCGGGCUAGCCUGUAAGCCGAUCAAGGCACACACCGAGUCUGGGAUUUCUGCGUACAUACAUGCUGUGACGGUGAGGUGCAAGGAUGAUGCGUCUAGGGUGUUGCACAGCGAUGCUGUUUGUGUUGAGGCUGCUGGUGGGCCUGCCAUGGUACCAGGUUCUGCCUGCCAUCCUGAUGUUCUACCUGGGAAGCGGAGGAUGGAGCUUCCUGCAGAUUUUUGCCAAAACAAUUGGCAGAGACUUACAUGCUGCAGGUGUGCUGUUGCGGGUGAAGAUGAAUGUCAGACGCCACCUCAAAGAGAAGAACACCAUUCCCAAGAUCUUUGCUGAAACUGUGCGUCGCUAUGGGGACAAAACAGCACUGAUCUUCGAGGGGACUGGGGAGAGAUGGACCUUCCAUCAGUUGGAUGAGUACUCCAACAGAGUGGCCAACCUGCUGCUGGAACGAGGCUUCAGGGAAGGUGACGUAGUGGCCCUUUUCAUGGAGAACAGGUCCCAGUACGUGGGUCUCUGGCUGGGCAUGGCCAAGAUCGGAGUCGAGGCUGCUCUGAUCAACUUCAACUUGAGACUAGAGGCCUUGGUCCACUGUAUCACCAUCUCCAAUGCCAAGGCUGUUGUGUUUGGCUCGGAGCUGAAUGAUGCGAUGUGUGAGAUCCACAGUUUAAUGGGGAAGGCAGUGCAGUUGUUUUGCUCUGGAGAAUGGGAUCCCAAACGAGUCCCGCAGGGAACAGAGUGCCUAGAGCCCCUGGUGGAUGCCGCCCCGUCUCACCUGCCGAGCCGGCCGCAACGCUGCUUCACAGACCGCAUGUUCUACAUCUACACGUCAGGAACCACUGGGAUGCCUAAAGCUGCUAUUGUUGUGCACAGCAGGUACUACCGCAUGGCAGCUUUGGUAUAUUACGGCUUUAGGAUGACUCCAGAAGAUGUGCUGUACGAUUGCCUUCCGCUCUACCACUCUGCAGGUAACAUUGUGGGAGUGGGCCAGUGUUUAAUACAUGGCAUGACUGUAGUCAUCAGGAAGAAGUUCUCUGCCUCGCGUUUCUGGGAUGACUGUGCCAAAUACAACUGCACUAUUGUGCAGUACAUUGGUGAGAUCUGUCGGUAUCUGCUGAACCAGCCAGUUCGGGACACAGAGAAACAACAUCGGGUGCGCAUGGCGCUCGGCAAUGGCCUGCGCCAGUCCAUAUGGGAGGAGUUCAUGAACCGCUUCAAUAUUCCACAGAUCGCAGAGUUCUACGGAGCAACAGAGUGCAACUGCAGCCUGGGCAACUUCGAUAACAAGAUUGGAGCGUGCGGCUUCAACAGCCAAAUUCUUCCCUACAUCUACCCCAUCAGACUGGUGAGGGUCGAUGAGGAGACCAUGGAGCUCAUUAGAGGACCUGAUGGUGUCUGUAUUCCCUGUAAACCCGGGGAACCCGGGCAGCUUGUCGGCAGGAUCAUUCAGAACGACCCUCUUCGGAGGUUUGAUGGUUAUGUCAACCAAUCAGCAACCAGCAAGAAGAUUGCAAACAGUGUCUUCAAAAAGGGCGAUAGUGCCUAUCUCUCUGGUGACGUGUUGAUCAUGGACGAGUGCGGCCACAUGUACUUCAAGGACCGCACAGGAGACACUUUCCGCUGGAAAGGAGAAAACGUCUCAACCACAGAGGUGGAGGGAACUCUCAGCAGGCUGCUAGACAUGAAAGAUGUAGUCGUCUAUGGAGUGGAAGUACCAGGAGCCGAGGGAAAGGCUGGAAUGGCAGCCAUCGCUGAUCCGGCUCACUCCACCGACCUGGAGAAGUUUGUUAAUGACAUGGAGAAGGCUCUCCCUCCGUACGCCAGACCUGUAUUCCUCCGCUUCCUGCCGGAGGUCAACAAGACAGGAACAUUUAAGUUUCAGAAGACAGACUUGCGCCGGGACAGCUUCGACCCCAGCGCGGUGUCAGACAGACUGUACUUCCUGGAUUCCCGAAGAGGGUGUUAUGUGCAGCUGGACGAGGAGCUUUACCGCUCCAUAGUGUCAGGGAAACACAAAUUGUGAUGAGCAGGCUGGCCACUUCACCUACACAUGCACACAUAGACACACAUACAUACAGCUACAGAAAAGAAGACAAUAUUGUGUGACCAGGCGAGCAGAAUGCAGGACCUUGUCCCCGUAUUAAAAUUCAUAUAUAAAGUAAUAGCCAUACACACUUGUUGCACCCAUACUCAAACACAUAUACACACAUUGUAUGCCCCAAACCACUUUGCUCUUUAAAAUCCCUAAAAGCAGACUUAUGCACGCCACACACACACACACACACACACAUAUACACACACAAGGCACCACUCCAUCCAUCCCCGGCAACUCCUCUCGCUACCUCAGCAAACACAGAGAGAGGCACAAACCUAGUAACAAGGUCUAUUUGGUAACUUGAAACCACCCUUCACAGCCACACAAUCCCUGCCCACACAGGCCUCAAACAGCCACGCCUGUCUGUCCAUCCCGGUCCAUCAAAACCACACGUGUUGCUGGGGGACACAACUGAGAAGGAGGUGGAGUUCAGACUGCCUGGCAUCCAGAAUGCAGAAACUUGAAACUACAGAUAUCCACUGACUUAAAAGGAUGCUGAGGAAGAACCUGGAUUCUGUACAAAAUGUGUGUGCGGGACAAGGAGGGACCUAUGAGGACCUAAACUGUCUUUCGGUUCGUUGUUACGUCAGCGAGGUUGUCUUGUGGAGGACUGGAGGCUCUAUCAUCGACUUCACCUGCACAAUCAGUGAGCAGCGACAAAACCUGUGUACAGCUUUGUUUUGACCUGAGGUUAAAAAAAAGGGAACAGCAGAAGGAAGUUAGGGAUUUUGGAAAGCCUAUGAAAAAUUAAAUUAGACCAGUGGUUGAAGCUGAAAGACCUACUAAAGUGCAAUAGGACUCCAGCGUUCGCAGUGCAAUAAUCAGCCGCACCACAUGAGAGCUGAUAUAAAACAAAGCUUUGUAUUUAAAUAUGUCUGCAUCACACCAAAUAUAUUUAAGUUGUAGUGUUUGUUUACAUAUUUAAGAUAAUAUGACCUUUUUUUAGUAAUUUAUGUUGUUGUAAAAGCUUUCUCUUUUGUUAUAGCGCACAUGUACCAGGUUGUUUUUGCUUUACGUGUACCCAAAUCUGCACUUCGGUAACGCUUGAGUCCUCAAAAAUGAAGCUGCAGUUUGCAUUUUUUUUAUAUCAGCUGCUGGAACACAAAGUCAAGUGAUCUGACUGAUUCAACCCUGGGGCUAAUUACAAGGGGCUUUUUCCAUUCUGAGCCAACAUGCAGUGUGUUUGUGUAGCUGUAUUGUGCAGGUUUUGUCCUAAAAGGUAGACGAUCCUAUGGUGUAUAUUCUUCUAAAAACAUACGAAGAGGACUGAAGAUAGAAGCACCGAAAUCGCCUGAUCAGCGAGGACUUGUGUUUUCAACAAUAUUCUGGUGCUAAAGAGGGAUGUCCUGCCAGAUUCAACAGAGCCGAAAGAUCCAAAGAUUCAAAGGCGGGAGUGGGGACAUUUUUAAGGAGGGAGGGGGGGGCGGGUGUCAAAACGGAACGGUAGAAGAAGAGAAAAUGUGCUUAAUCAUUGGUGUUUUGUCUGUUGUUUGCCGUAGCUGUCAUCAGAGGUUGUAGCAGCAUGAAUGAGCAUCAUCAACCACGCAAGCAGAGCACUGUGCCUUACUGUGAGUUCACCUCCCAGAUUCACAGGCCCUGGCCCGCACAUAAUAGUAUCUCAUAUGCUUUCCUAUAUCGGACUUCAGCUUCUGUCUACCAUAACCUCAUGUUUCUGUCUCUAAAGGGAUAGUUCUGAUAUUUAUUUAAGUGGGGUUUUAUGAGCUACUUAUCUAUACUCGGUGUAUUACCUACAGUAGAUGUCGAUCAGCACGCCCCCAAUCUGGAGAAGCAGGCUGGAGUACAUGCAUGGAAGCUGAGCAAUGUCCUGCUGUAAACGGGGCAGCAGCAUAAUGUAUUUUUGCCACCUAAAAAAAAAAUAUCUGUUUAACUGUACCUUAUACUUAGAAUGUUUUUACUGAUUUACCUUGCCAUUAGACAGCCCUUUCUGACUGGGAACAAAAGCAAUCAUAUCCAUCCUGUCUUCAAAGCCACCAGACGCCUUUAACAAAAACUAACUUUCCUAAUAGAACCAUCGGAGUUUCACAAAGUUUAAAUUACUGUUUUUAUCAAAGGAGUCUGGUGGAAAGAAAACAUCGAAGACAACUUCAAUUUCCUGUUGGAAAGUGCUGUCUGACAAGAAUGUACUGAUACUGAUUUUUUUUUUUUUUUUUUGUGGCUAAAAUGUGUUUUGCUGCUGCCUCCUGCAGCACAUUAGCGUAGCUUCCAUGCCAGUACUCAUAUUCAGUAUGAAUAAGUAGCUCAUACAGCCCCAGUUCAAAAAAUCAAAACUAUCCCUCUAUGUUCAUACUAGCCUUGAAAAGCUGGCCUAAAUCAUGGGACCUCAUAUUUUUAUUCUGAAAAUCAUCUGAUAAGAAUCCACAUCAGUCCAGUGACCGGCUCCUUCAUCCUGCCAGGUGCAGGAAGAAGUUGUGUUAAUGUUUGAUGGUAAAGAGUCGCAGCAUCUUGUUUACGACUCGAUCCUCCUCACUUCCUUUCCUUUGAGUCUCUUCUGGCCAUCACUCAUUCCAAACUGUAACCUUAAUAUUCCUCUAGAUUUCUUAUUUGUUUCUUAUAUUGUCUUAUAGAUAUUGUUCACUCCAUUUUCUCAGCACCUUUACUUUACGCCUUUAUGAUCUGUCUGCCAACCACCCCAAACCUUUCCAUCCAUCCAUCUCUAGCCUCUUUCUCCCCCUUCUUCUGGCUGGCACCUCUCUUUGGUCCUCGCUUUUUCUGUCAGGUACAGAGCCUCCAUUUUCCACCAUGUCUGCUUCAUCUUGCUGCACUCGUGUUCAGACAAUGGUGUAAAACAGUAGUACAAUACAUUUCAGAUAUUUCCUGAUUGCUUCGUGCUUAAUGGAGAGAUUUUCCUGAGAUUCGCCGGUGACACAAAACUCCAACUACACACUCAAAACUGUCCUCAGAUAUCUUUUGCCGUGUGUUGUGCAUAGUCUGCCAUUACCUUGUGACUUUUGUCUUACUUUUGCAACAUCUCAAGUCAUCUGCAGUACUGCUGGGUUGGCCGUUACCAACGGCGGUUGUGUGACUGGCAGUAGUGGACUGACUUAUUAUUCAUCACGAGUUUGAUUGCGGCAAUGCUUACGCUUCUUCGUUCUCUCAAGACUGAUUCUGGAUACGUUUAAACAUCUUUUUUUUAGUUUGAACUAGUUUGCACUGACUGACACAGUUCACCUUGACGGCUGCAGUCUGCCGACAGUGCUCGUCAACGUUGCUCUCACCAAUAAUUUCCCUCUUUGGCUGGAAAAAGACCAACAAAGUAAUUUGGCAGAAAUUGAGUUUCAUCCCUGCUUCUUCUGUGGUUAACUUGUAUUUAUUCUUCGGUGAUGAAUUUGAAAAGUUCUCAUGAAUGUCUGAAAAAGCAAAUGAGUGACCAAUGAUGAUGAUGAUGAUGAUGUAAAGUGUGAUUUACGUAUCUUUCGGGAACACAGUUGGGCUGUUAUGAUGCUUGUGGCUGAGGGUUGUUGACCCUGACCAAACAGUCCCACAGCAGAGCACUCUAAAUAAGAUGUUUCCAUUUUCCACUUUUUUUUUAAUGAGUUUAAAUUAUUACUAUUUUUUGGGAAGAAUUGUUAAUUAUACUUUGAUCGUUUCACUGCUUUUAUGUGUUUGCUUUUGUUUUCUUUGCGUGAAAUCAUAGCUUUGUGAUUUUGGUAUAUAAAAAAAGGGAUUCAUGCAUGAGUGUAAGACAAUCGAAUGGCAGUUGUUUUUUUCUACCUUUUAUAAAAGGCACUAGGAACCAGCCAGGGAGAAACCUUCUGGAUUUAACUGGUAUAGUAAUAAACACUGAGCAGAAGCUAAUUUGCCAUUUCACAGAUAAAAAACAAGUUUUUUAAAGUUGAUGGCAAAGUAAAUAAAUCAGCUGAAGGCCAGCAGGGAGAGACGGUGAUACACCUGUUUGACCACCAGGGGGUGCUGUGUCCUUUCUUAGAAAAUGGAGAGUGACAGAGACAGCUAAGUUUCCAUGCCAUCAUUUUAUAAUGCAAGCAAUAAUGGAAGCAACUUUAUUUGCUGUAGAUGAAAAUGUAUUGGUGAAAGUGAAACCAUGCACGACUAUUUUCAUAGUGUGGGAUGUUUUCCACAAUUUGGUUACUAAUUUGUCUCCUUCGUUCAAGAGACAAAUUAUCAUUUUGCAGGUCCUUUGUGUUUUACAUUCAUAUUUGAUGGGUAAAACUUAUUUAACGCCAGCCACCAAAUACACUUUGGCUAAAAAUGUCAUCAAUCCAUGUUGAUUGAUGUAAAUAUAGGUUUAUUCAAUUCAGCUCAAGAGUAAAAGUCCAGAACAAGUUGCCUCCAAGCUCCCAGUUAAGUUUGUGAUUAUGUGGAGAAACCAGAAGCCCUGGCUGAAGAACUGUGUUUUAUAACAUUUGUGUCUCUGAUCUCGCUGUCCCUCAAGCCUCUUAUCAACAUUUUCUCACGCUGCUUUUUGCACUUUCUGUUUGUCUGGUUUUUCCCCGUCUUGGUCCUCAGGAACAUCAAGCAAUUACUAGAGAAGGAAACAAGUAUGUACAUGUCUGCCUAUGUGUGAACGUUUUUUGUUUUUUUGUUGUCGCAUUGCACAGGCGGCAGCUCUCAGCUUGUGCAGAGUGUGUAGGGGAGGUCUGUGAGGUGUGCUGUGUGUGUGAGACACACACACUGAUGUCCUCUUGUCCACUGAAGGCUAGCUCUAUACAUCAUGCAUUUCAAGAAAAUGAGAAAAAGCAGCGCUGCAAAUGGAAAAUCAUUAUUAAUAAAAAACUAUUUAAAUUGUUCACUUAGACUCUGAUUGUUUCAACAUGUUCUUGUGAUUGAGCAGAUUUGAGUUUUGCUAAUCAAGACAGAUUCUGAGAAAUACAAACCUUAGACAUGCUCUAUUGAAACAGUUUCCACACAAACAGCCAUUUUCCCCAAAACCAUGUGUUCAAUGUACCAAACAUUUAGUUAAGCAGUUCACUUUGGGUCAUGAUCGGCAGUAAACUGUAAGAUAACGUCCAGGUAAAAGUUAUACAAAAUCCUUUUGUCUUUUAAAAAAAAUAAAGUAUGGAUUCAUAACAAUCCAAUUGUGUUUAUACAACAUGUAGGAAUGGCCUGUUUUAAUUAUAAUACUAAUGCAUGUUAUUCUUAUUUGCAUUAUAUUUGCAAUUAGUUUAUCAUUGAAACAAAUUGGAAAAUUAAGAGAAAAAAUAUUUGCACAUCCAAUGCUGGUGUAUCAGAGAGGAGCUCAACAUCAUGUUUAAAAAAAGAAGAAAAAAGAACGGAUUCCUGCACACUGCUGUUGAAUUAAAUAGUUUGCAGCAUUUCAUUUUAAUUUUAAGAAAUACCAGAGUUUUUUGUUCCGAUCAGCCCUGUCAGAUGAGUUUAAAUACAACCUUUAAAAAUAUAAUACAUUUGGAACAUACAUAAGAAAUUGAUAACCUGGAUAUUGUUUUGUUGUUGCUUUUUUCAUACAAUUGAACCGUCAGUAUUGACCUUUUGGCCCAUGGGUAGUACUACUGCUGGCCAAUCUUUUAUCCAUUAACGUUACUUUUAGCUGACCUUUUUAAAAAAAUAAAACAUUUAUCCAAAUUUCCAAAUUUGACAAUUGUUUUCUUCAGUUUCUUGUUCAUUUUAAUGCCUGGUACAACUAAAUGUACAUUUGUUUGGACAAAUAUUAUGAGAACAAAAAUAGCUCAUAAGAGUUUAAUUUAAGAGCUGAUAUCUAGCCAUUUUCCAUGGUUUUCUUGAUAAUAACCAAAGUCAUCAUCAAAAUAAAACCCAAAAAAUUGUAAAAAAUAGGAUUUAGAAUUUUUUCCAUGACUGUAUUUAAACAGCUUUGCCAAAAAUGGUACUUUUAGCUCACUUUUAUCCAUGAUCUUUUUCAGCAUUUUAUCCAUUAACAUUACUUUUAGCUGACUAAUUAAACCAUUUAAAUAGCUGACUAUUACUUUGAGC